CUUGUUCUUACACUUCCCACCAAACUUCCUUUGCCAUUCUGUGAGCUGAGCUCGCAAUUAUGUUCUUUCCCCGAUCGCGGGCGUGGCUUCUUUCGAUCUGACAGCCCUUGGGAUGAUCCGCUAUUGACCAUUUCCUUUCAUUCCCCCGUUGACCGGUAGCUGCCCAUCAUGUCGGUCAUUCAGAACGAAGAGCUAGUUGCGUACCAGCUACGCUGCGGCUACCUCACUGAGAUCGCCGAUGGAGUGGGAGAGCGACUGAUUACCCUUAAUGAGGGGUUCAUGAACUCCUCGGCUUUCAAGGCGGUCGCAUGGCAAGCCAACCCCGAUCUCGUCAAACGGUGUUACUCCCCUCCGAUUCCAACUGCGAUUGCCUCCGAAUAUUUCCAAGCCCCACGACAGGCUGGAGUGACCCUCGAAGAUGAGCCCGACGAAGCUGGAAUGUUGACCGGUGGAGGCACCGAUACGCUUGGCCCCGGUCUUGCAACAAGAAGAAGGAGACGGCGGGAAAACUUGGAAGAUGACGAUAGUAGCGAUCUGAGCGAUGAGAGUGAUGACGACGACGCCGGCCAGCGAGCGGCCCAGCAGAUCAAGUUCGCCAAGAUGCCCGUACGAUCGAGGGCCGGUUCCAGUCCAAUUCAAUCAUCGCAAAUCAAGCAAUCCCCGGCCAUGUCUCCUCGCGCAGCGCCCGGUGCACGUCGAGGUUCGCAAUCUGCGUUGGAAGUCGUCAAGGAAAGAGCACGGAGAGAUACAGUGACUAGCAGCGAGGUGUCAUCCGAGAACGAGUUUGACGCUUCUGGUUUCCACAAACAGCGAGAGGCUGCCAGAGCUGCGGCCAAGUCAGUCAAGCUUCAGGCUAAGAUCUUGGAGGAACCUAGUCUUGGGAUCAAGCGCGCUGGCACGCAAUUGCUGCCGGAGGAGGAAGAAGAUGAUUCUGAUGGAUCAGACAUGUCUGGCGCCUACAUCGAAAGUAUCGAUUCGGCCUCUAUUCUGGAUGCCGUUGAGAACCCGGAACCUCCUCCUCACAAGCAAGUCGUGGGAACGCCUCCCCGGGAGUUCACAAGAACUUCCACUAUUCGAAAGUCGCAAGCGCCACCUCGGAUCCUACAGGCUCUACCUCCGCCUCGUCCCAUGAGCACAAUUCGGCCGAUGAGCAUGAUUCAACCCAAGAGUCUGCUGUCCGCUGCUCUCAGGGCUAGAAAGACAAAGCCAAAGGUUCCUUUUGAGGGAUUUGCGGCACUUUCUGGCCAGGGCGAGAACAAUCCCAUUGCUGUCCGAAUCUAUGCUGCCUUCUCUGAAAGCCCUACCAAACCGUUUGAAGUCCCCAUCAGACGCAUGGUGCAUCACGGCGAGGGCGGUGAUCGGCCCGUCACCGUGGCGGAUCUCAUUGGCCUUGCACUCUGGAGAUACAACGAGGAGAAACGGCAGCCAUCUAUACCUGCCGAUAAAGCCAACAUCAAUUGGUUCACGCUGAGAAUGGUCGAAGAGGAUGGAGAGGUCGAUGAUGACUUCCCACCCUUUGAGCGCAACAAGGCCUUGACGUCUUUCACCACAGCAAACAACCGAGCUGCCGGAAGAAUGCGAGCCAACUCCAAGACUUAUGAUAACUUUGGAUUGGUCCAAGCGAGUCAAUCCGAGUACGCCGAGAACCAGAGCAUCACUCCACAAGAAGAAGAAGAGCCGGCCGAGGAAGUCGACGAGGACUUGACUCCGCGCAACACUCCGCAGCCGAAUCUCAACUCGUUCCUUCCCGUCGCCACAGAGCCUCGCCCGAACCCCGUCACGAAUACUACAUAUCGUCAACAGCAUAGUAUGUUCGCCGACGCACCUCAGGCGCCUGCCGCGGCGCCCAACACGAGCCGGGGUCAACAGAAGCUUUUGCGCGUACACCUCCACUCGACCGAUGUAGCUCCCGGCCAGCUGGUCACGCUAGACACCACGACGGAGACGUACAUGGCCGAGGUGCUGGACAUGGUCUGCCGCAAGAGACAGCUGGACAAGGCCAAUCAUGUCCUCAAGAUGCCUGGUGGAGGCCCCGUGAUCUUGCUUGACACCAAGGUCGCGGCAAUCGGCAGCUUGUCGGAUCUGGAGUUGCAUCGACGCCGUUUCGCAACAGACGGCCCACUCGCCAUGACUGGAUCCCCUGGAAGUGCUUCGCCAAAGCUGCUCCCCUUUGUGGGCGACCAGCCUGGCCGCAAGUCCAAGAAGCCGCAUAUCAUGGGAAGUCACCCGCUGGCUCAAGAGGCCAUCAAGCAGGCAGAGCUUACCAGUGCAUAUCACAAGACUUGGGUUGUCUGGCGUUUGCGCACCGUCCGGAUGAUAACACAAUCCGAAAAGCGCUUCGAGAUCGACGGAGAGUACGUGCACAUCAAACCGACGACGAGAGAUUCCAAAACGACGACGGCGCAUAUUUCUCAAGUAAUUGGAUGCAAAGUGUCUAGCAAGCACCCGAACCAGUUCAAGGUGAGUUGGCACGCACAUCGCCGGGCGCUCUGCCGCGUUUCGAUCAUAAGCUGACUAAAGAUUGCAAUAGCUGUUCAUCUACCGGGAC
This is a messenger RNA of Colletotrichum phormii, 2548 nucleotides long. Its product is annotated as stress-activated map kinase-interacting protein. NCBI's taxonomy places the organism in Eukaryota, Fungi, Ascomycota, Sordariomycetes, Glomerellales, Glomerellaceae. The coding region runs from base 169 to 2514 and encodes 781 amino acids. The transcript has 2 exons. Gene Ontology annotation, molecular function: phosphatidylinositol-4,5-bisphosphate binding. Gene Ontology annotation, biological process: TORC2 signaling. Gene Ontology annotation, cellular component: cytoplasm; plasma membrane; TORC2 complex. The record is from RefSeq and is a predicted model, not a curated record.